This is a messenger RNA of Malassezia vespertilionis, 948 nucleotides long. RefSeq lists its product as uncharacterized. The transcript has a single exon. Gene Ontology annotation, cellular component: ribosome. Gene Ontology annotation, biological process: translation. Lineage: Eukaryota; Fungi; Basidiomycota; Malasseziomycetes; Malasseziales; Malasseziaceae. The record is from RefSeq and is a predicted model, not a curated record. Bases 1 to 948 code for a protein of 315 amino acids. Gene Ontology annotation, molecular function: structural constituent of ribosome.
AUGUUUCGUGUAGCUGUCGGUGCUGGGCGCCUGCAGCCACCCGUAUGCAGCGUAGCACUUGUACAGACAGCUCCAUUUCAUGCGUCUGCAUUUGCACUGGAGAGCAAGCGGCGGCGCGCGUCACGCUUGCGUCGGACAGCGAACGUGGCGCAGCGCGACGUCAAAGAGCGCCUAUUCGAAAUGACAAAGCCAGACCCAGUUUUGGCGCACCAGCUGAACGAUGAAGGGUAUGAAUAUUGGAAACAGUCCGAGCUUGCAAAGCUUAUUUUAUCCAAGGAAGAGGUAUGGGGCUUUACAGAAGAUCGCCGCGGUAAACUGGUGCCUGUAGCGCCUGCAUCCCACCCCGACGAUGCAAAAGUGGAUGCUGAGGCGAGUCAGUUUGGCGGGCCGCGCCGGAUGAAUUUUGGCUUGACUUCUUCCAACCGAAAAAUGCUCUUCCAGUCGCUGCCCCGUGUCAUGGCCGAGGACCGUGUCUUGGACGCGUCGAGUAUUCACAUCGCCGCUGAAGAAGGCGCCGCGAAACUUGCUGAAGAGCUUGCGCAUUACGAGUUGGAGCAGCAGCAGAAUGUUUCCACGCUUGCGCGGAUACUGGAUCUGCGCAAUGCAAGCGGAAAAGGAAUUCAAGUGGAAAAUACGCGGCGCAUCAUUGCGCAUUUCGGCGCGCGCGACGACGGUCGUGGGCCGAACACGGGCUCGCCUGAAGUGCAGGCCGCCGUACUUACAUACCGUAUUCGCAACCUGGCUGAGCACCUGCGUGACGCGCGACACGACAAUAGCAAUCGGCGCUCGAUGACAAUCCUGAUUCAUCAGCGCGCGCGCAUCCUGCGCUACUUGAAAUUGCGGGAUCCGAUCCGCUAUCAAAACUUUCUUCCCCGCAUUGGCGUCGAAGCGCGUGCCGUGGAAGGAGAACUCAUUGUUCCUGGCAAGCCCAAGGUAAAGCGUAUUUAG